Molecule: messenger RNA, 1533 nt
Organism: Physella acuta
Lineage: Eukaryota; Metazoa; Mollusca; Gastropoda; Physidae
Product: trissin receptor
Biological process (GO): G protein-coupled receptor signaling pathway
Cellular component (GO): plasma membrane
Molecular function (GO): G protein-coupled receptor activity
Source: RefSeq, a predicted model, not a curated record
AUGGUCAGCAACGUGAGUGCUGUCAUGUACGUCAGCGGUGGUGAGCACUACUUCAAGGACAACGUCACGUCCGUCCUUGACCCUGUGGGUGGGGUCAGGCCUGGCAAUGGAACAAUCUACGACUCGCUCACGUUCGAGAACCCUCUGAACCACCCGUGGGUCAAGUUCAUGUUUAUCCUUCUCUUCUGUCUGGUUUUCGUCGUCUGCGGCGUAGGUAACAGUCUGGUGCUGUAUACAAUAGCACGCAACAAGCGCAUGCGCACUCACACCAACUUCUUCCUGGCCAAUUUGGCAGUGGCGGACCUCAGUGUGGGCCUGGUGUGUAUCCUGCCCAAACUGAUACAGUACCUGUCGCUAAGCUGGUUCCUGGGGCAGGCCAUGUGCAAAAUCUACUACUUCGCUCACAGUCUCACCUACACGGCAUCCAUCUUGCUACUGACGGCCAUCGCCAUUGAGAGGUACAUCGCUGUGCUAUACCCGCUGAGGUCCAAGUGCUUGGUCACACAGUCCAGGCUGGUUCUUGCACAGGUCUUCAUCUGGGUGCUGUCGUUCGCCUACAAUUGUCCUGAGCUGUCCAUGUUCAACUUGUUCACCAUCACCAUCAACAACGAGACGACCGUCUUCUGUUUUCCCACCAACCCCUACACCAACAUGCGGAACUACUACACCACCAACUUCCUUCUCUGGUACAUCCUGCCCCUCACCAUCAUGGUAUCGAUGUACACCCGAGUGGCCAUCACCCUUUGGAAGUCCAGCAAGUUGUCCAGCCACAGCACACAAGGUUUCCAGAUGCGCUCAAUAUCACAGAGAGACACACGGACACUUCAGGAGACCGUUGUAUGCUACGAUGGUUCCCUGACAGACGAGUCUCACAGACCCUCGCAGCACUCCCCGGUGUUGGCCGACGCCACCAAACAGACCCGGAACAACAACAACGCCAAAGUCUUCACCAGCUGCCUUCGUGCCGGCUCCAGCCCACGACACGAGCCGGAAAAAUCCGGCAUCCUGGAAGACGAGGGUGCGACCUGCACCACCCCGACGGAGAAGUUCUCCUGUAGGAGCAGCUGGUCAAGCCGGAGCAGGUCAAGCCGGAGCAGGUCCCAGCCCUGCCAGUUCCCGCGCCGGUACAUCGCGUGCGACUUCACGUCAGAGGCUGACGUCACGUCAUCUGAGGAAUACGACAUGAUCAGCAAAGACGGCAGCACGCGACCUCGCGUGCAGUGUCGCGUGUACCAGGUCAGCUCCCACCGUGUGCUGAAUUCCCGGAGACGCGUCAUCAAGCUAUUAAUAGUAAUCCUGCUGACGUUUGCCGUGUGCGUGCUGCCGUACCACCUGAAGCUGCUGCUGCUACACUGGGAGAUCUACCCCACAGACAGCUCCAACAUGGACUUCAUGAGCCCGCUAGCCUUCAUCAUGCUGUACGUCAACUCAGCCGUCAACCCCGUCCUCUACUGGGUCUUUUCUGACACUUUUCGACGGAGUUUCCGCGACAGUUGCAGGCGGAACUGUGUCCGUUCUUGUUGUGCUAAAUAA